CCCAUUUUGUACCAUAUGGCACCGCCGGUGAGGUCGGUCCUCCCCGUCGUGUUCCUCGGCUGCGGCGGCGUCGGCCGCCACCUCCUCCGCCACAUCGUCUCCUGCCGGCCGCUCCACGCCAACCAGGGCGUCGCCAUCCAGGUGGUCGGCGUCGCCGACAGCUCCUCUCUGCUCGUUGCCGACGACCUCCACUCCAACGGCCUCGAUGACGCGCUCCUCACUGAUCUCUGCGCCAGUCCGCAGGCUCGCCCCUAUCUUCCCUGCUCGCUCGAGGUAGUUUCAGGGCAAUGCCAGAUAUUCAACAACCCUGAGGCCAGGACAAAAGUCAUUGAUACUGCUAGCGUUCUUGGAAAAACAACUGGUCUUGUACUAGUUGAUUGUUCUGCAACCUAUGAUACUGUUGGCGUGCUAAAGGAUGCUGUCGAUUGUGGAUGCUGUGUUGUAUUGGCAAACAAGAAACCUCUUACUUGUACAUAUGAGGAUUUUGAAAAGUUGGUCUCCAACUUCCGUCGGAUAAGAUUUGAAUCUACUGUUGGAGCUGGUUUGCCUGUAAUAGCUUCUGUAAGCCGUAUUAUUUCCUCUGGAGAUCCAAUCUCUCGUAUAGUCGGCAGUCUGAGUGGUACACUUGGUUAUGUGAUGAGUGAGCUGGAGGAUGGAAAGAGAUUUAGUGAGCAAUAUGUACGUAUGUGUGGAUAUAUAUAAAGUUUUCAUAUAUAU
Messenger RNA from Oryza brachyantha (malo sina), 717 nucleotides. RefSeq names its product bifunctional aspartokinase/homoserine dehydrogenase-like. Gene Ontology annotation, molecular function: homoserine dehydrogenase activity; aspartate kinase activity. The transcript is spliced from 7 exons. The coding region runs from base 16 to 702 and encodes 228 amino acids. Gene Ontology annotation, biological process: aspartate family amino acid biosynthetic process. The record is from RefSeq and is a predicted model, not a curated record. NCBI's taxonomy places the organism in Eukaryota, Viridiplantae, Streptophyta, Magnoliopsida, Poales, Poaceae.